Messenger RNA from Mercenaria mercenaria, 2515 nucleotides. Its product is annotated as ubiquitin-conjugating enzyme E2 R2-like. The record is from RefSeq and is a predicted model, not a curated record. The transcript has 5 exons. Lineage: Eukaryota; Metazoa; Mollusca; Bivalvia; Venerida; Veneridae. Gene Ontology annotation, biological process: ubiquitin-dependent protein catabolic process; protein polyubiquitination. Bases 128 to 832 code for a protein of 234 amino acids. Gene Ontology annotation, molecular function: ubiquitin conjugating enzyme activity.
AAUCGCCAUUACUGCGCUGCGAUAGAAACAAAAGGGAAAGUCGUCUGUGAUUGAAGCCAAACAGCAGUACAACUUGGCUUUUUACGUAGGCAAUCAUAUCAAAAAUAGUAAAUAUAGAUUGUAACAGAUGGCGCAAAGUCCCACAAGCGGAGCCGUGAAGGCUCUACAGCUUGAACUGAAGAAAAUUGUGAGUGAGCCCGUCGAAGGCUUUCGUGUGAAACUGGUUGACGAUGAGAAUUUGUUCGAGUGGGAAGUGGCAAUUUUUGGCCCUCCUAGUACUCUCUACGAGGGUGGAUACUUUAAGGCAUUGAUGAAAUUCCCAUCAGAUUAUCCUUACUCUCCGCCGAGUGUGAAAUUCCUUACAAAGAUGUGGCAUCCAAAUGUAUAUGAAAAUGGGGAUGUGUGCAUAUCUAUACUUCACCCACCAAUCGACGACCCACAGAGCGGGGAGGAACCGUCUGAAAGAUGGAAUCCUACGCAAAAUGUUAGAACAAUAUUGCUCAGUAUCAUAUCUCUCCUGAACGAGCCGAAUACAUUCUCACCUGCCAAUGUAGAUGCCUCAGUCAUGUAUAGAAAAUGGAAGGACUCUAGAGGCAAAGAUAAAGAAUAUGAAACUAUAAUACGGAAACAGGUGCUAGGAACAAAGGAAGAUGCAGACAAAGAUGGUGUUAAAGUACCACUAACUUUGCAAGAAUAUUGUGUUUCAACUGCACCAAAAAAUGAACCUAUAAACGAUGUUGAUUUUUAUGAUGACGAUUAUGCUGACGAUGAUGAUGAUGACGAUGAUAUGUAUUACGAUGACGACGACGAUUCCGGGAACGAGGAAUCCUGAUCGUGAUUCAUGCCACCAUUGAAUUUUUCUGCUAAAUUAUCAUUCUCAUGUUGCAAAUAUGUAAAAUUGGAAUUUAAAAGCAAAAAUGAAGUUUGGAAAUUGAGAUCUUUCUACGUGUUUGAAUGUGUUGUGAUUCGAUAAUCUUCAGAUCAUGUUCAUAAGAGAAAAAAAGUUGAAUGUUUCAUGAUUUGAAAUUUCCCACGUCAAAUAUUUUUAGCGAAAAGAAAAUGAUGGCAGCAGAAGGGAAUAUGUAUAGCUGCAAGUUCAUCAUGUUUAGAUGUUAGCGGUACCGAGGGAUUCAAGCUUGUUAAUCUUGCUACCCCUAUAACCCAUAAUGUUGGACCAUAAAAGAAUCUCAGAAAAAUGGAGAUUGAAGAGUCCAUUAACUAUGUAUAGGGGUGAAAGGAUAAAUAAGGCUGAAGGAUAUUGUAAAGAAAUGAAGAAAUGUGAUGCAUGAUCUCACAUUAUUAAAUGCAGAAAUGUGAUGCGCAUUAAAUAAACAUUUUCUGGCUUUAAAAUAUGUAAAAUAAAAUACGAAAAUAGAAUUUCUGUAGGUUAUGGAAGAAAAGACAUGAAUGAUAUACAUGAAUCUAUAUUUGAAUAUUUGACUGUAGUUAAGCAUGGUAUCGGUAACUUAAUACACAUCCUUCAGCUUUGUUUAACAGCUUGCAAAUGAUUACUUAAGAGUAUGAAUGUUCCAUUUAAAUGCACUUCAUGGAAUUGAUAGGAAGGUUUAGAUUUCAUUAAGUCUGUGUGUACACCUAGUAAAUCUCUCUACUGUAAACUUACUGAUAUUCAUGGGGGUUUAAUUUUUGUGGAUUUUGAUGUUGUUGCACCAAUCCACAGAAUUAAAUCGCAAAUGAUUCAACAGAUUUUUCCAUCUACAUUAUCUGUAAAAUUUCAAAUCCAAGAAUUCAUGUCCUCGCGAAAUAGCCAUUUUGCAAGAAAUGUUUGUUUCCAUAAAAUCCCAUGGUUUCACAGUUUGUUUGAUGAAUUAAUUCAAACUCCAUACUGCAAUUCCUUUCUCCAGCAGUUACAUUUACUGUGAGUAUUUAGGACAAUGAAAAAUCGCAUUUGUUGCAAGGAAAUUCAAAUGUUCAUAUUUUCAAAUUAUAUUUUGAUUUUAUGUUUGCACCUACAUUGGACAUAUUUUUGGUAUUUAUCCGGAAAAUACUUCAGAUAGUGUCAUUAUCUAAAUAUAAAAUCAUACUAAAAAUAGAUUGAUUAGAAUUCUGGUGGCUGAGGUCUCUGCUGAAAGGGGAGACCACUGGAAUAAAUCGUGUGACGAUCUACACAUGGAAUUAAUGGACAUGGUCUUGAUUUGCAUGAUAAGGGUUAACAAGUCUAUUCAGUCUGGUAAAAAAUAUUCAGCAUUCUGAAAAUCCAGCCUCAGACGCUUAUUGAAGUUACUGGUAUGAUAAAUAAACAUGUACAUACAGUAGUGGAAUCUUAACCUCACUGUAUAUUGUGAUUUUCUCGGCCACUUUCUUAGGAUGGAUGUCAAAAUGGUUUAUUUGGCUCUUGUAUUAUUUCCUAGUAUAUGUAUGUGGAAAUUUUCUCUUUUUCUGCAAACUUUCCAUUCAUGUCUUUUUGUAAAACAAGCUCUAUGAAAUUUACUGGUACUUGACACCAAUAUAAAUUGAAUGAUAGCUGUCACACACACACACACACAAAAAAAAACAA